Molecule: messenger RNA, 1016 nt
Organism: Chondrus crispus (carragheen)
Lineage: Eukaryota; Rhodophyta; Florideophyceae; Gigartinales; Gigartinaceae
Exons: 2
Coding region: 1-903 (300 amino acids)
Cellular component (GO): proteasome core complex
Source: RefSeq, a predicted model, not a curated record
AUGCUUGGCGAGCUGGAAGGCACAGUAGUCUUCCGGGAAUUGCUCGCCUUGUUCCCCACUUCUUGGCUGGAACGCAUCUCAUCGCAUCCAAGUAGCGAGGCCGCUGAGAAGACUGUCACCAUGUCGGGAUUCAAGUUGACGAGCGGCUCCGGGCGCUUCGAGCGCGAUGCCAACGUGCAGUCCUCAGCCUCGGGCGAGCCGAUCCGGCACACGCAGCGCCCGAUGGUCACGGGGUCGUCCGUGAUCGCGAUGCGGUGCGUCGACGGUGUCGUGAUCGGAGCUGACACGCUGGCGUCGUACGGCUCGAUGGCUCGCUUCCGAAAAAUUUCACGUCUGCACAAAGCGACGGACAUGUGCGUCGUGGGCGCGGGCGGGGACCUCUCGGACUUCCAGCAGCUCACUACCAUGGUGGACAAGGAGACGAACCGGGACUACUGUUUCAACGAUGGGCACGGACUCUCGCCGAAGGCCAUCCAUCAAUACGUGGCUCGCGUGAUGUACAACCGGAGGAACAAGAUGGAUCCGUUGUGGAAUUACGUGGUGAUUGCAGGGAUGCAGAACGGCGACGACGGCGAGGAGGCCAAGCCGGUGCUAGGGCUGGUGGACUUGGUGGGCACGCACUUUGAGAGCGAAGUGAUCGCAACUGGGUUUGGCGAGUAUCUUGGGUUACCGCUGCUGCGCAAGGCGUACAGGGAGGAUAUCACCGUGGCCGAGGGGAAGAAAGUGGUGGAGCAGAUCAUGAAGGUUUUGUUCUAUCGCGACGCGCGCACGAUCGAUCGGGUGCAGAUUGCGACCGUCACCAAGGACGGAGUGGACAUGGGAGAACCGUUCAAGCUCGAGACCGAGUGGAGCUAUAAGGCGUUUGUGGAUGGCGCGAGAGCGGGCGAUAUGUCGACGUGGUAGGAGAAGUGGGCGAUUUGUAUGAUACUUACGGGAUUGCUACGGAUGUUUCGCAUCAGGCGGUGUUUGUAAAGCUUGUUGCGUUGUAAAUGGAAAGAGCAUUUUUGCGCAGGCUG